Molecule: messenger RNA, 2776 nt
Organism: Telopea speciosissima
Lineage: Eukaryota; Viridiplantae; Streptophyta; Magnoliopsida; Proteales; Proteaceae
Product: U-box domain-containing protein 44-like
Exons: 4
Coding region: 74-2545 (823 amino acids)
Molecular function (GO): protein binding
Source: RefSeq, a predicted model, not a curated record
UGUUGAAGUCUUCUUUUGUGUAAGAUGAGGCAGUGGUGAAAUUAUAAGAGGCUGGGAUACAUCACGAUCAGAGAUGCAUCAAACAAAUUUUAGAACCUUUGCAGAGCUUCUUUCCGAGUUACUCCAAUUGGCUGAUGAGGUUGCUUCACUCGCCAAGGAUUCCGAAACUGAACCAGAGAUUUUCACAGAAUUUGCUGUUUUUGUAGAAAAAUUCUCACCCAUUCUUAUUGAUUUAAGGGAUAAUAGCUCUGUCAUGGACACACUGUCCAUUCAAAAGGCAGUUGAGUCGCUAGAAAAUGAGCUUAGACAUGCUAGGACAGUAAUCAAGGCUUCCAAUUCAAUAUCAUCGAAACAGGUUGGGGAAAUUAUUCAUGAUCUUGGUAGAUGUCUAGGCCUUGUGCUUUUGGCAAGCCUUGAUGUGUCAAUUGAAAUCAAAGAAAAGUUUGGAGCUUUACAUAAAGAAAUGAUGAAUGUAAGGUUCAAUGCAAGCACUGACCAUGAAUUGGAGUUUAUUAAUGACCUGGAAGUGAAGGGGGAGAAUGAUAGAAGAAUCAUUCUUGAUAUUAACGAUAUUGCCUUGCACCUUAAAUAUGGAAAUGAUGAAGAAUUCAGGCUUGCACUUUCUGGAUUAAGAUCACUAAUUAGCGAGAAGAUGAUUCAGAAUGAAUGGGUAAACGAUGAAAGUAUUAUUCCAAUUCUUUUGAAUCGAUUGCCAUCUAGUAAGGAGAAUGAUCGGUUGACUAUAAUUUCAAUACUGAAGAGCCUUCUAGUGGAGAAUGAUGAAAACAAGGGGAAAAUGGUGGAUGUUGGAUCCUUGUCGAUGUUGGUGCGCUCUUUAACACAGGAUGUUGAAGAGCGUCGAGAAGCUGUUGGGCUCUUGCUGGCUCUCGCGGAAGUCCCAGCAGUCCGUCGGAGGCUUGGCAGAAUACAAGGUUGUAUUCUUAUGUUGGUUGCUGUGCACAAUGGGUUCGACCCUCAUUCUUCACAGGAUGCAGGGAAAUUGUUGAAUAUUUUGUCAAGCAACACUCAGAAUGUUCUUCAUAUGGCAGAGGCAGGUUACUUCAAGCCUCUGAUAGAAUAUCUGAGGGAAGGUUCCGAUAUGAGUAAGAUUCUUAUGGCAACAGCACUUUCAAGAAUGGAGCUUACGGACCAGAGUAGAGCUGCUCUUGGUGAAGGAGGAGCAAUUGAACCCCUUGUCAAAAUGUUUAGUUCUGAAAAACUUGAAGCCAAGCUCUCUGCGUUGGGUGCCCUGCAGAAUCUGUCUAGUUUGGCUGAAAAUGUUCAGAUUUUAAUUAAUUCAGGCAUUGUAACAUCUUUGCUCCAGCUCCUUUUCUGUGUUACUUCUGUGCUCAUGACACUUCGAGAACCAGCUUCAGCCAUACUUGCCAGUAUUGCUCAGUCAGAAUCUAUACUUGUGAAUCAAGAUGUGGCAGAAAAGAUGCUCCCACUUUUAAACUUGUCCAGCCCAGAAAUUCAGUGUAACCUCUUAAGAGCACUCAAUAGUAUUGCCAGCCACUCCAAUGCAUCCAAGGUUAAAUUCAAGAUGAAAGAAAAUGGUGCACUUCAGCUUCUCCUACCCUUCUUAACUGACCGAAAUACAGAAAUCAGAACAGUUGCCUUGAAUUUACUAUACAAUCUCUCUAAAGAUUCUCCAGGAGAGUUGUCUGAACAACUGGAAGAGAUCCAUCUCAAUGUUAUAGUAAAUAUUGUCUUAGAAUCAGUGUCGGAGGAUGAAAAAGCUGCUGCUCUUGGACUAUUGAGCAACAUCCCUGCUGGCAACAAAAAAGCGACAGAUUUUCUCAAAAGGGCAAAUUUGCUGGCCAUUCUGCUUUCAUUGUUGGGUGUAUGCACCCCAACUUCAACACCCACAAGGAGAUGGUUAGUCGAGAGUGUUGCGGCUAUAUUGAUUCGGUUUACAGUUCCUUCAGAUAAGAAACUUCAGCAACUAGCUGCUGAACAUGGGGUGAUCCCGUGGCUUGUGAAGUUGCUCUCAAUUGGGUCGCCGACUGCCAAAUGUAGAGCUGCAACUUCGUUAGCUCAGCUGUCACAGAAUACACUUCACCUUAGCAAAUCCAGAGCAUUGAGGUGGCUUUGUAUGCCUCCCUCUGGACAUGCAUUUUGUGAAGUUCAUGAUGGCUACUGCUUCGUGAAAAGCACGUUUUGUCUUGUCAAGGCUGGUGCUCUCUCACCACUAUUCCAAAUUUUGGAAGGUGAAGACAGAGAAGCAGAUGAAACUGUCCUUGGUGCCCUUUCAACUAUCAUGCAAGAUGAGAUCUGGGAAAAUGGUAGUAAGUUCAUUGCCAAAUCAUCGGGCGUUCAUGCCCUUUUGAGAGUUCUUGAAUUAGGUAAUGUAAAGGCCCAAGAGAAAGCACUUUGGAUAUUGGAAAGGAUUUUUCGAAUGGAGGAUAAUAAAGUGCAGUACGGAGAACCCGCUCAAGUGUUGCUUAUUGAACUAGCACAAAAGGGAUCUCCAACCUUAAAAUCAACAAUUGCUCAGAUUUUGGCGCAUCUUGAGCUCCUGCAAGUUCAAUCAAGCUACUUCUGAGGAAGUUUAAAUUGAGUAAGGUGUGUAUUAUUUUUAUUUGGUGAAAUUAAUUUCAUGAUUCUUUCGGUGUUCCAAUUGUUGUUUCUCCUAUCAGUUGGUUCAUGACUAGAUGUGUACAUUAGUAGAUCUCAGGUGUAAUUUAGUUUAAGAAGGUAACUGUGUACAUGAAAAUUGUCAAAUUGGAAAUAAAAGAUGGGGAUGGUGGUGAAAACGUCACCAUCUUUCUGCUAA